Molecule: messenger RNA, 914 nt
Organism: Orycteropus afer afer
Lineage: Eukaryota; Metazoa; Chordata; Mammalia; Tubulidentata; Orycteropodidae
Gene: RNF141
Product: ring finger protein 141
Biological process (GO): protein autoubiquitination
Molecular function (GO): ubiquitin-protein transferase activity
Source: RefSeq, a predicted model, not a curated record
UGUGAAUGAAGCAACAUCUUUUCUGGAUUUUAAAAGACAUCACUUCAUCAUGGGACAGCAAAUUUCAGAACAAACGCAACUGGUUAUUAACAAGUUACCAGAAAAAGUAGCAAAACAUGUCAUAUUGGUUCGAGAAAGUGGCUCCUUAACUUAUGAAGAAUUUCUUGGCAGAGUAGCUGAACUUAAUGAUGUAACUGCUAAAGUAGCUGCUGGCCAGGAAAAACAUCUUCUCUUUGAAGUACAACCUGGGUCUGAUUCCUCUGCCUUGUGGAAAGUGGUAGUACGCGUGGUGUGUACCAAGAUAAACAAAAGCAGUGGAAUUGUGGAAGCAUCACGGAUCAUGAACUUGUACCAGUUCAUCCAGCUUUAUAAAGACAUCACAAGUCAAGCAGCAGGUGUUUUGGCACAGAGCUCCACCUCUGAAAACCCUGAUGAAAACUCAGCAUCGGUGACAUCUUGUCAGGCUAGUCUUUGGAUGGGAAGGGUGAAGCAGCUAACUGAUGAGGAAGAGUGCUGUAUCUGUAUGGAUGGUCGAGCCGACCUCAUCCUGCCUUGUGCUCACAGCUUUUGUCAGAAGUGCAUUGAUAAAUGGAGUGAUCGGCACAGGAAUUGCCCUAUCUGUCGCCUACAGAUGACUGGUGCGAAUGAAUCUUGGGUGGUGUCAGAUGCACCCACUGAAGAUGAUAUGGCUAACUAUAUUCUUAACAUGGCUGACGAGGCAGGUCAACCCCAUCGGCCAUGACUUUUGGGUGAAGGUCAUCUGUUGCUACUGUGGGCUGUAAACACUUUGGUCAUGGGCGAAGAAUGCAGGAAUGUUGUAGCGUGGACACAAGAAAACUAUUUUUCCCACCUUCUUAUUUUUGCUAUUCUGAUAAUUUGUUCCAUUUCUUUUGAUAAAUUUUCCAUGUCUUCCA